CUUAGUCAAGACUCAAACAUGUCCAUCCUAUACGCACUCCUGGUCUGUCUACCAGCCUUGACAUUGGCGCAGCAAUUCCACCUUUACCCUUACAACCAAACAGCCGCAACAGGAUUCAGCCAUGUUGAUUUCAACCAUGAUGGCGUCUUCGACAGAAACGAACUAGACCACAUUUUCAGGGACAUUGACCACAAUCACGACGGCUCCGUCUCCUUCCACGAGUACAGCGAGAGCAUCAACGUCCACGGCCACGACCCCCACACCAACCACGUCCUCCACGCCUUGUUCGCAGCCUAUGACGUCAACAACGAUGACGUCGUCAACCAUCACGAUUACGACAUGUUCUUCGCCCUGAGUGACAGCAACGACAACAAUGUUGUAGAAAAAGACGAGUUUGUUCACUACGUCUCCAUCAUAUUCGAGAUAGCUGAUUCCGUCUAAAACUUUGCUGAAAAGGACAUGUCAUUUAAACCAUGGGCUUAGACAUCUAGUAAAAUUUGAACCAGCCUGCACAUGUAAUUAUAA
Messenger RNA from Physella acuta, 525 nucleotides. RefSeq lists its product as uncharacterized. Gene Ontology annotation, molecular function: calcium ion binding. NCBI's taxonomy places the organism in Eukaryota, Metazoa, Mollusca, Gastropoda, Physidae. The record is from RefSeq and is a predicted model, not a curated record.